UUGAUUACCAUUUCUCAGAAAGAAAAGCGGAAGUGUUGUCUGCACUCUUCGAGGAAGGGAUAUCUAACAUUCAAUCGGCUACAAGACUCGUUUUGUUCUCUUACUCAGUGGUUUCGAUCGGGGAAUUAACUACAAGUUUGAUUGUUUUCUCGGAAAGGGAGGUUACAAUCUGGGCGAGUCCCCAACGCUGCUAAGUUUUUAGAUACUUCAUUGGAUGGUCCUUGUAGUUCUCAUCCCUGGAAGACGAACACGCUGACACACCAGGAAUGACAGUGGUACAAGCCUAGAAUCUGAGGAAUCUAGAAUGGAAGACAAUAACGAAACCAUGAGCUCUCCAGAAAAAGAUCAAGAAAAGGAUAAAGACAGUGCUAACUCGACAGACAAGAAUCGUCCUCAGGGUAAUCUAUUCGCAUACCGGUCUGAACGAGACACUUGGCAGGUGGUUCGGCGAGGUCAGCAUUCCACAACAUCGAGGGAAGUCGCACAUGAGCGAGGAGGUGGAGGCUGUAACAAAAUAAAUGCUUCGGAGACGCCUCGUGGAAAACCCUCUCGUAGAGUUCAGACACAUCCAUCGGAUGCCCAAAAGAGGGAAGGGAAUGAAGGGGCGUUUUCAGGGCGUGGCGACCGCGGCCGAGGCAGCAGGGGGAAAAGAGGACGGGGUUCGGGAGCUUUUCGAGGAGGACAUCAAGGAAGAGGAGGGCCUGGUCACCAAGCUGGAGCAGUGCCACGUCAACGCCGCGAUCCAGUUUCCUUAGGAUUUACGCAGCCAGACAUCAGAUACGAACGGAACAAGUUGUAUAUUCUUGGCUUACAUUUCAGGUCAACACGAGAUGCUGUGAAGAAUUACAUAGAACGAAUCAGUGGUUACGAUGUUGAUCGCGUGGAGUGGUUCAAACCAAAUGGAAAAGCCAUAGUAACGCUAAACACGGACAGAAUUGCAGAUUUUGCGAGGAUUAUUCAAGAAUCGAAGGACAGGAAGCUUGAAGGUGUAAUCGUUACAAUUGAAAGAGCUCCUGAAUGUAAGAGUAUCUUUGUGAGUGGAUUUUCUGAGAAUACAACAAAAGAACAAGUGGAAGAAUACUUUGAUCGUUGGGGCUCCUUAGAAUAUGUUGCCUUCAGUCCAUGGGAUGAAAAUGGAAAGGAGAAGAGAGCUAUUGUGUACUUCAAAGAAAAGAAAAGUGUGAAAAAGUCUACCAAGAAAGAUCACUUCAUACAUGGAAAAGCUUUACAUGUUGAGACCUUCUUUCCUUUUAUGGGCACACUGCUCCCUGUCAACGAACCGUCAAAAUCAUCACGUCCUACUUCGAGUGAAGUGGGAGGAACUUGGCAGCCCCAGUUUUACAAGGCUGUAGACAAAGACAUCGUAGAGUUUUUGAUGAAGUCCAACCAAGAGGCCAAAUUAAAAGGGCGUCUUCAUUCGAGUGAACAUGCCGGCGUAAGGUGGACAAACGAUGAAGGAUAUCUACUGGUCAAAUAUGACAUCACGGCAAGUAAAAGAGUAGACAAGGAGUUUGACGAGGAAGCCUGGAAAAAGAGAUGUUCCGAUAUAAUCGACCACUUCAUCGACGACUCCACAACAAAAGAAUUUCCAGUAGACAGAGAAAUUUGGGAAGCAGUGGUUGACCAGUUGCCAAAACCGGAAAACCUUCUUCCGAAGUUCACAGCGCAAGUGAAGCUACUGAAGGAGUCCCACACCGUAAAAUUGAUUUGCCAGAAGACAAACAUGCCAGAGUUUGCUGAAAUCCUUGCUAGGCGUUUAAAGAACAUCAAAACGGAUGAACUCGAAAAAAACCUUGAUCAGAAGACGCUCACAGACAUUACCAUUGAAAAGCUACAACUUCUUCUAAAUUGUGGAUUUGAAAACAUUUUGAAGAAGGAGUUUGAUCAAGAUCUUCAACUUAAGAUUGACUUGAGUAACAAAAAUCUUCUUAUAAAAACCCCCAAGGGACACAUGCAAUCCGUCCUUACCUAUCUUAGGCAGCGUUUGGACGAAAUUGAUCAAAACGCCUUAUCACAGCCCCCAGAAAUUUUAGAAAUCUUGAAGACAAAAGUCGGAAAACGAAAGAUGACGCAGAAACUUCCAGAUGGAUGUGCUUUCAAUGUAGAUGAAAAAAGCAAAAAAGUUAUUCUCCUCGGGAAAACACUUUCUCACACCUGUGAGGGAAGAAAAAAGACAGAGACUCUCCUGUUGGAUGACCGUAGUCUCAAGGUAACGGAGACAGAUAAUGACCUCUUGCUUUCACCAAAGUGGGAUGAGCUUUGUAAGAAGUUAGUAAAACGCUUAACGAUCCGCCAAAAACGUGAAUUGGAUUGCAUUGCCGUCUUUGGGUUCAAAAGCGACGUUGAAGAGGCUGUAAAGAAAAUGAGAGACUUCCGUAAUGAAAAGAAAGCAACCGAAGGUGAAUUCAGGCUCGAUUCUCCUAUCUAUCGCAAGUUCUUCACUGACUACUACAAAGAAGAACUUCAAAAAAUUGAGGAAGAACUCGUCCCCUGUUCGGUGAAGAUUUCUUUAGAUGAAAGCGGCGAACGAAUCAAGUAUUGUGGAACGGACGACGGCGUGAAGGAAGCUGAAGAACGGAUUUAUAUUCUGCAAGACCAGAUCAAAGAAAAGAGUUUUCCAAUUCAAACACCUGGCAUGAGAAACUUCAUGGCGCAAGAUGCGGGAAGACGUUUAGUUGACACCGUGGAAAGAGAAAACAAGUGUAUCAUCAGCAUUGCGGAGGAAAGCGAGGAGCAAAUUGAGGACGAAAUGGAAGAAAGUGACAAUGAUGAGCCUUGGAGCAUCAGCAGCGGAGGCGAGGAGGAGCUUGAUGAUGUCGACACAUUUUUCACCAAGGAGGGCAAAAAGGUGAUCUGGAAGAGCGGAAAUAUCGAGGAAGAACAGGCAGACAUCUUGGUGUGCUCGGUGGGAUCAAAAUUUAACCUUACAAUCGGUGCAAUCGCCAAUGCCAUUAGCAAAGCUGCAGGUCCGGAGCUGCAAGAAGAGUUGAGAAAGAAGACGACAGGAGGGACGCUGGGCGAAGGUGAUAUUGUCCACACUGGGGCAGGAAACUUGGAUUGCCGUCACGUAAUUCACUGUGUGUGCUGUCCUUGGAAAAGAAGGCCUCAGGACGAGCAGCUUCUAAAGGAUCUACUUCGAAAGUGCUUUGACAAAGCUUCUGAGCUUGGUGCAUGCUCUAUUGGCUUACCGCUUGUUGGAACCGGCAACCUUAAUUUUCCCUAUGCCACAGCUGUCCAGAUUAUGAUCCAGGCAGCUGUCGACUACAGUCACGCCAAUCCAGAAUCUCCCUUGGAGGAAAUAAGAUAUGUCGUGUUUAGCAGUGAUCAGAAUGGGAUAGCAACCUUCGAAGAGAAAUUUGAAGAGUUUAAGAAGGAAAACAGACCUGAUGUGAAACCUCGAAAGCCACAGAUUCGCAAAAGCAAACUUAAACCUGUUCCGCCUGAAUUUGAAUACAAAGAGGUUCAAAUCGGCGACCUUUCGUUGAAGGUGUUGAAAGGUGACAUAACCAAGGAGAGAUCAGAUGCCAUAUGUAACGUAAUAUCUCAAGAUCUGAACAUGAAAAGUGGGACCUUAAGCAGUGCUAUCCUGGCAGCUAGAGGAAGCACCGUGGAAGACGAGUUACAGUCCCAGGCACCUCAGCCCCCAGGAGAUAUCGUGACUACUUCUGCUGGAUACUUGUCUGCAAUACACAUCAUCCAUAUGGUUGUGGGACAAAGAACAAAGAAAUGUCUUCAAACCUGCGUGGAGAAGGCUCUCAAUAAGGUGGAUGCUCUGGGUUUGAAGUCAGUGUCCAUUCCAGCAGUUGGUACCGGAGGACUAGGGCAAACCGCUGAGGAAUCGGCACAAGUUGUUUUUGGGGCGAUCCGUGUGUCCACCGCAAAACCAUUCAAUUCCAUUCGUGAGGUCAGAGUAGUUGUUUUUGAUGUUUCCUUCAUUUGUGCGUACUUAGCGGAACUAAACGCAAUCCAAAAAGAAACCUCAGAAUCCUCUCCGUGUGGUGAAGAAGACGAUGAUCUUACUUAUUACGGAAAGAAUGCAGAAUCUUCUGCUGAAGAAGUAAGAAGAAAGCGUCGUCGCCAGAAGAUCAUCUAUUAUGGGCGUCUGGAGUCUUUUGAUGCAGUUAAUGCAGCCUUGAAAGAUGGGGUAAUAAAAGCAUGUGGUGAUCCCCGUGUAAUCAAGCGCGAAGUCAUAAGUCGUCUUUCCAAACGAGCCAUUCGAGAGCUGAAGCAAAUGUCUCGUAUGCGAGAUGUGAAAUUGGAUCAACCAGAGCCAGGGACUAUAAGAUUGCAAGGACUUCCAAAAGACGUAAUGGACAUGAACUCAGAAUUAUCUAAUGCGAUCCAAGAGCAUGUAGAAAGGGAGCAUAGGCAAGAGCUAGCGGAACAGAUGUCGAAAACUGUCCAAUGGUACCUGGUCAAUACAAGAGGACAACACGUUCCUUUCGACAAAAUGGCCAACAAUGAGAUAGAAUCAGCCUUUAAGGCAAAGAAACCAUCCCUUCUAUUCACGCAUCAGAACCUAAAAGCUGAAAUCAAUUUCGGAAAUGACGAGGUAACCUUCUUGAGAACUGGAGCAAUCAAAAGGGUCCUGCGCAGAGAUGUGCUGCCUCUUCCUGAUGAAUGGGAUCCCCAGCCACGAGAUGUCAAUGGAAAAGAAGAGACUCUGCAUCUUGUCAGCCUUGAGAAGGAAUCCAAGGAGUAUAAAAAGGUCGAAGAUAAGUUCCUCCAAACGAUGCGUGGAAAGGCAGUAAUCACGAACAUCGAGCGAAUUCAAAAUCCAUCGAUGCAUAAUUCCUAUAUGGUGAGGAAGCAGACUAUGUAUGCAAAGAACGGAACCAUCGACAACGAACUGGAACUUUUCCAUGGAACGAAGGUAGAAUGCAUCAAAGCGAUCAAUGUACAAGGAUUUGAUAGGAGUUUGUGCGGUGCAAAUGGUAACGCGUUUGGUGACGGUGUGUACUUCGCAAAAGAUGCUUCCUAUUCCAUUACAUACUCUACACCAGACGCAAAUGGUAAUCGCUUCAUGUAUUUAGCGGGAGUGCUUGUCGGAAAAUACACCGUGGGCAAGCAGGGGUGGAAAAAACCUCCCGCCAAGGACCUCAGCAAGUCAGAGAUACUCUUCGACUCGCUGGUCAACAAAGAAGAAAGUCCAACCAUUUUCGUGGUUUUCAACGAUUUCCAUGUCUACCCUAAAUACUUAAUUAGCUUUAAGUAGAUAAAGUGUUUGUAACGUGUAAAACGCCUGACCGACCCAGGAACCCACGGGGGAUGAGUUGAUUAAGUAAUGUUCUAACCUUAAAUGUCAGCAUCCCAAGGAGAUUAUUGCCUCGGUGAACUGAUAGAAUAAGAUAUUUUGUCAUUUUCAACUCAGUUGAUAAAAUCAAAUUAUCAGUAAUACUCCCCACCGAUGCACCACUACAGUUUCUUUAAAAACUUACCCCUUUAUCGAAUCGAUAAAACUUUCGGUCAAUUGCGUUUAUGAAAUAGCUAUAGGUCAACGUCUGUUUAGUUAAGAAAAGCCAACGUCUCCUCGUGAAUUUCGGCAAAUGUUCCUUGGAGAGAUUGUCUCAAAUCCUUUGGCUUGACUGCCUCUUGUUUACUGCUUUUUUUUCGGUUUGGGUUGAUAUUGCUGGGAAUCUGGUCGCCAAUUUUUUUAAAAUUGAGCCGAAAAGGUGAACAUAUUUAGUGUUGAAAGGCUGAUAGCUUCGAAAGAAACUGUUUUGGGCUGCGUCGGAGGGAGUAACGAAAUAAUUUGGAUAUAUCAACAAAGUUGAA
This is a messenger RNA of Stylophora pistillata, 5775 nucleotides long. RefSeq lists its product as uncharacterized. The record is from RefSeq and is a predicted model, not a curated record. Gene Ontology annotation, molecular function: transcription corepressor activity; NAD+ poly-ADP-ribosyltransferase activity; ubiquitin-like protein ligase binding. Gene Ontology annotation, cellular component: nucleus; cytoplasm. Gene Ontology annotation, biological process: negative regulation of gene expression; protein poly-ADP-ribosylation; positive regulation of type II interferon-mediated signaling pathway. Lineage: Eukaryota; Metazoa; Cnidaria; Anthozoa; Scleractinia; Pocilloporidae.